Molecule: messenger RNA, 972 nt
Organism: Fusarium vanettenii 77-13-4
Lineage: Eukaryota; Fungi; Ascomycota; Sordariomycetes; Hypocreales; Nectriaceae
Exons: 1
Coding region: 117-737 (206 amino acids)
Biological process (GO): fungal-type cell wall organization
Cellular component (GO): fungal-type cell wall
Molecular function (GO): structural constituent of cell wall
Source: RefSeq, a predicted model, not a curated record
UGACAACUACACUCGCUACAGUCGUUACUACUGCUUGCUGAACUUUGCACUUAAUACUUGUUUUUGCAACCAACCAACUCAAAACUCAACCAACCAAAAACACCAAACCAGUCACAAUGGGUUUCACUCGUGCUACCGUCGCCGGCCUCCUCGUUGGAGCUGCCAUGGCCUCUCCCCACUACGGCUACGGCAACGGCACCCAGUACACCACCGAGGUCGUCACCGCCUACACCACCUACUGCCCGGCUCCCACCACCCUGACCUACCAGGACAAGACCUACACCAUCACCGAGGCCACCACCCUGACCAUCACCGACUGCCCCUGCACUGUCAGCCACCCUCUCAAGCCCACCUACCAGCCUCCCAAGCCCGUCUACACCACCGAGGUCGUCACCAAGCUCACCACCUACUGCCCUGAGCCCACCACCCUGACCUUCAACAACAAGACCUACACCGUCACUGAGCCCACCACCCUGACCGUGACUGACUGCCCUUGCACCGUCACCAAGUCUCACACUGGUCCCGCUCCCACCGGUCCUGCUCCCGUCAAGCCCACCGGCGAGGCCCCCGUCCCCGUCAAGCCUACUGGCGAGGCUCCCGUCCCCGUUGCCCCCACCGGCACCGGUUCCACCCCCGAGACCCCCGCCGAGUCCGAGCCUGCUGUCGUCACUGCUGCUGCCGCCCGCUUCGCUCCCGCCGGUAUCCUGGCUGCCAUUGGUGCCAUUGCCCUGUUCUAAGCGCCUUACCUCUCAUCUCUAUCUCUAAAUCUCCCCUGAUGAAGCGAUGAUGAUGAUGUGAGCCUCUUGGUUCAUUAAUACCAUAAUCAAAGAAAAACGAUGGACUUUGCAUGUAACGGAACAACUGGGUAUAUAAUUCAUUUCUAUACAUUUACAUAUGUAGUCUUGCACAUACAUGUCUCUGGAUAGAGUGCAUAGAUGUUAAUUAAUAAAGUUCAUCACCAACUGGUUCACU